Columba livia (rock pigeon) is the source of this 2184-nucleotide messenger RNA. It is a transcript of the gene DUS3L, whose product is annotated as dihydrouridine synthase 3 like. The transcript has 13 exons. The coding region runs from base 16 to 2091 and encodes 691 amino acids. Lineage: Eukaryota; Metazoa; Chordata; Aves; Columbiformes; Columbidae. Gene Ontology annotation, biological process: tRNA processing. The record is from RefSeq and is a predicted model, not a curated record. Gene Ontology annotation, molecular function: RNA binding; tRNA dihydrouridine synthase activity; flavin adenine dinucleotide binding.
GCCCGGCCCGCCGCUAUGAAGCUGCUGGGCCUCGGCCGGGCCUUUUAUACCCUCCCCGUCACGUGGCCUCGCCCCGCCCCUUUCGUCAUCACCGCGAGCGGCAGCAUGGCGGCGGUGGCAGCGGGGGUGGCGCCGGUGAGUGCCCGGUUCCUCACCUCCAAGGAGCAGUUCCACGCGUUCCUGCGGGCCGGGGGCGAGCCCAGCGGCCGGGGGGGCGGGGAGGACGGGGAGGAGGUCGAGGAGAAGAAGGAGGAUGAGGAUGAGGAUGUCGGCAGCCCCCAGAGCGAGCCCCCCGCCAAACGGGUGAGGCCGGAGGAGCCGGGUCAGGAUGGGGAGAGCCGAGAGGAGGAUGGAGCAGCGGAGAAGGAGCCGGCGGAGCGGAAGCGGGCGCGGGGGCAGAACAAGAGCCGGCCGUGCAUGAAACCCACCCGCUACGAGCAGAACAGGCUGUGCCCGUCGGUCACGCAGGGCUGUGCAGAGAAGUGCUACUUCGGCGCGCGGUGCCGCUUUCUCCACGAUGUCGGCGAGUACAUGGCCGCGAAGCCGGGCGACCUGGGCCACAGCUGCGUGCUCUUCCAAACCUUCGGCAAGUGCGUUUACGGUGUCACCUGCCGCUUUGCCCAGUCCCACCUCGGCGCCGGCUACCAGAACAUCGUCAACGCGGACCUGGCCAAGCAGUGGGAAGGGAAGACGCUGGUGAGGAACAACCUCUCCAAGGACCUCCAGCACCAGCUGCGCAAGAAGAAGUUUAACUUCAAGAAGGCCGAUGAGUAUCUCCGCGGUCUGGCCAAGCCCCACGGUGAUGGUGGGAAGGGCGGCAAAGCCACCGGGUGCUCUGCAGAGGAGCAAGAGGUGCCCAACUGCACAACAGCCCAGGAGGGCCUGGAAGACGGCCCCGAAUGUCCUGUGCGACCAGAGCAAGGAGAAGAUCCCAAACCAGACGCCUGGCAGAGUGGCGAGGAGCCUUCCUCCAUCAAAACAGCCGGCCCGGUGACGGAUGAAGAUCUUAUAAAGCUGCGGGCAUGCGAGAAGAAGAAGCUAGAAAUCCAAGGCAAGCUCUACUUGGCUCCACUCACCACGUGUGGUAACCUCCCUUUCCGAAGGAUCUGCAAGCGCUUCGGGGCGGAUGUCACCUGCGGAGAGAUGGCUGUGUGCACCAACCUGCUCCAGGGCCAGUCCUCCGAGUGGGCUCUCCUUAAACGCCAUCACACCGAAGAUAUUUUUGGGGUGCAGCUGGAAGGGGCGUUUCCAGACACGAUGACCAAAUGUGCAGAGCUCCUGAACCAGACAAUUGAAGUGGACUUUGUAGACAUCAACGUGGGGUGUCCCAUUGACCUGGUCUACAAGAAGGGAGGAGGCUGCGCCCUGAUGACUCGGACCAACAAGUUUGAACAGAUCGUCCGAGGGAUGAACUCGGUGCUGGACGUCCCGCUGACUGUGAAGAUACGGACGGGGGUGCAAGAGAAGAUGAACGUGGCUCACAAAAUAAUCCCCAAGAUCCGCGAGUGGGGAGCGUCCAUGGUCACGCUCCACGGCCGGUCGCGGGAGCAGCGCUACACGAGGGGCGCGGACUGGGACUACAUAGCAGAGUGUGCCAGAAUAGCCAGCCCCAUGCCUCUCUUCGGAAACGGUGAUAUUUUGUCUUAUGAAGAUGCUAAUCGAGCCCUGCAGAUGGGCGUUUCGGGAAUCAUGAUCGCAAGAGGGGCGCUCAUCAAACCGUGGCUUUUCACUGAAAUUAAGGAGCAGCGCCACUGGGAUAUCUCUUCCAGUGAGAGAUUUGGGAUCCUCAAGGACUUCACCAGCUACGGCCUCGAGCAUUGGGGCUCGGACACGCAGGGGGUGGAGAAGACGAGGAAGUUCCUGCUGGAAUGGCUCUCGUUCCUCUGCAGGUACAUCCCAGUCGGCUUAUUAGAACACCUACCUCAGAAAAUUAACGAGCGACCGCCUUACUACAUGGGGAGAGACUAUCUGGAGACGCUGAUGGCAAGCCAGAACGUGGAUGAUUGGAUUAAAAUAAGCGAGAUGCUUCUGGGCCCUGUACCUACCAGCUUCACCUUCCUGCCCAAACACAAGGCCAAUUCCUACAGAUAGGGCUGAGGAGCCCUUUCCUGUGGCUGCGACUCAAGCGGAGGCAUCGAGGGGCGGGUUGCCUCCAAAGUGAAAUAAAGGUUGAUGUUUUUAGAA